CAGUCAUAACUAUAAAUAAAUAUAGAAAACUAAGGCAGACAAACUCUCACACCUAUUAGGCUGAGACAUGGAACAACCUCAAGCUACACCACCAAAGACUGCUGAUCUACAGGUCUCCCAGCAGGAGAAGAGGCCCUGUGCCUGAGAAUGGAAGGCGCUCUAGACCCUUAACAAAGAGCACCACAGCAGUCAAAUCAAGAAAGGAACAAAGAUAUUGUAAGAUGUUCAACUCCAGCACAAACUCCUCAGCAAACAACUGCAGUCACAGCACAGUAGUAACUAAGACAGUCAUGCCCCUGGUCUACUGUUUAAUUUUCAUAGUAGGACUCUCGCUGAACAGUGUGGCAGCAUGGAUUUUUCUGUAUGUUUCUAGCAAAAAGAGUUUUAUUGUCUAUCUCAAAAACAUCGUUGUUGCUGACCUCCUAAUGAGCUUGACAUUUCCUUUCAAAAUUCUGGCCGAUUCAGAAAUUGCACCUCCACAGCUCAACACGUUUGUGUGCAGAUAUUCUGCUGUUGUUUUUUAUACAAACAUGUAUAUCGGGAUAACAUUUUUUGGCCUCAUAGGUUUUGACAGAUACUACAAAAUUGUAAAGCCUUUAUUCACCUCCUUUGUUCACACAGUUAACUACAGUAAGGUGGUCUCUAUAAUCGUAUGGUUAUUGUUAAUGCUUAUAUCACUUCCAAAUAUGAUUUUAACUAAUGAAAUCACUAAAGAAAAUUAUUCCAGAAAAUGUAUAGGUCUUAAAAGUGAGCUUGGCAGACAGUGGCACAAGGCGUCAAGUUACAUUUGCACGGGGAUUUUCUGGGUUGUUUUUCUUCUGCUAAUCAUUUUUUACACUUCUAUAUCAAAAAAAAUAUAUAGCUCUUAUAAAAAAUUCAGAAGGAACUCAGAUGUGACCAAGAGAAAAACCAGCCGUAAUAUAUUCAGUAUUAUGUUCGUAUUUGUUAUUUGCUUUGUACCCUAUCACCUCUGCAGAAUACCAUAUACUCUGAGUCAAACUAGCUCACAAUUCAACUGCCAGUCAAAAAAAACUCUGUUCUAUGCAAAGGAGUUUACUCUUGUACUGUCUGCUGCAAAUGUGUGCCUUGAUCCCAUUAUUUAUUUUUUCCUCUGCCUCCCCUUUAAAGAAAAGCUGUAUCAAAAACUGCAUCUCAAGCUGAAAACUGCAAAUGAGGUUGAAAUUUCUAAAUCCAGAAGAUCAAAUACACUUCAGGGAAGUAUAAACAUAGUGUAGGUUCAGGUCUGUGAAAUAAUUCACAUUUCAGAAAUUUAUUCAAGAACGCAAAUGUCUCUAAGAAAACUGAACAGAUGAGAACCAGCAAUAAAACAGAAACAAGGUUUCAGCAUAAAAUACCAAGUGGUGUUUCUCUGUAUAAAACAUUAUUGCAUGUUGCCAAUAUAUUUACUACCUGCUAUUUCAGCUGAUGCUAUGAUUGCAUUAUGGUGUUAUACGACCUAUCUAGAUCUCAAAAAAAGAGAGAGGAAUAACGGGAACACCACAUUCUGGAGCUCCAGGCCAUGGUUCUCUGAACAGAUUACCCAACAGACCAAUAAUCAAACUGAUAUGCUGUUGUUUCUCACAAAGCCAGGCACGACACACAUGAUGAUCAACAAACCAGCCUGAAGGGCCUGGGAACAACGGAUCGCUCCACCUCGGCUGGAGCAGACCCCUCAGAACCAAUAUGAUGAAGUUCAGCACAAGUCUCUCUGACUUGGCCUCCACCAGCCCAUAAAAGAGGACUGAGACCCUGAGGGGAAGCUCUCAUGUAUCUACUAGGUCACAAGGUGUUGAAGACAAUGUGCAGCUUAAGGAAGGACUCUAUUCCAACAACUGGGAGGAAAAACAGAAGAAGAAAAAAAAAAAAGAAAAAAUACACAUCAAAUCCUCGAAGAUCUGCAGAGCCUGAAAACCCCUUGAUAAAAUUUUUAUAUAUAUAUAUAUAUAUAGGCUUUCUUAAGGGAAACUUUCUACAAAAUUAAGAAUUAAACAUGACUAUUUGUCACCCUUGGGCACCAAAUGUCAGAAUGUUUCUAUAAAAUGUGAUGUUCAACAUAAGCAAGUGUUUAAAGAGGAUCCUUCCAUAAACUAAACAGCACAGUUACACUGUACCAUAUUCCUCAGGACUCUUCUGAAAUAACAUGGUGUACACCAAAAAAUGUUCAUACCCAACUGACUGAGAUACUAGUAACUCCCUUGCUGUUGUUGCAGAAGGAGGUAAGAAGACUCAAGGAGCCUUUUGAAAACACAAAUGUACAGCUGUCUAGAAACUCGGGGGUAUAUUUAAAUCCAGAAAGAAUGGUUUGUUGGUUUUCUCAUGCUUUUGGCAUGAUGAUAAAACAUUUCCCUCUGUACAAAAGUAAUAGCUGAAAGCCACCAACCUUCUAUGUAUAAAUAUAAACUCUUUUUUAACUGUA
Molecule: messenger RNA, 2416 nt
Organism: Harpia harpyja (harpy eagle)
Lineage: Eukaryota; Metazoa; Chordata; Aves; Accipitriformes; Accipitridae
Gene: P2RY14
Product: purinergic receptor P2Y14
Exons: 3
Coding region: 222-1235 (337 amino acids)
Biological process (GO): G protein-coupled receptor signaling pathway
Cellular component (GO): membrane
Molecular function (GO): G protein-coupled purinergic nucleotide receptor activity
Source: RefSeq, a predicted model, not a curated record